AUGUUCUUCCAACCGAUACCAGCUAAAGAUAAAAUCACUUUCACGAAUAAAGAAGGUAAAAAGGAAACUGGUAACAAAAUCAGGUUCAGAAAUGGUUUCUGUCACGACGUUUUAACAUCGGUCGAUAUUCAAGAAAUAGUGAAAGCCGGUGGACGAAUUAUUAGAAUAUUAGAUGGUAUAGUUUACGAAGAAAAUUUUAAAACUCCACCCUAUAGAGAUUAUAUUUUAAUUUUGAGAGAUUUAAGAAAUAAAUAUAAACGAGAAGGUAAUAUCGUGGGUAGUAACUGCAUGAAAUUAUUAGGUAAUUCCUUGUAUGGUAAAUCAAUUCAGAAAGAUAUAUUCACAACUAGACAUUUAUGGAAUGAAGCAACUUUACAGGCCAACUUUGAUUCACGCGUUAAAACCUAUGAGAAAAUUAAUGAUACUCAAUAUAUUGUUGAAACAGAAAUUGAAGAAAAAGAGAUUACUAACGAAGACAGUAAAUCUACACGACUAACACCUAGUCAUUUGGGAUCAUUCGUUUUAUCUCACAGUAAAAAAAUAAUGAACAAUUUCAUUCAGGUCAUAAAUGGAUUUUAUAAACCCGAAAUAUACUAUACCGACACCGAUAGUUUGUACAUUUCAUCCAAAAAUUGGAAAAAACUAAACAGAGCUGGUUUGGUCUCCGAAAAAGACUAUUGCAAAGGUAAAAACGAUUACGGUGACGGUGGAAUUAUAUUUGGUUUAUAUUUAGCACCAAAAGUCAAAUACAACAUCGUUUUGACUUCUGAUGGUGUUUUAAAAGAAAAGAAAACGUUUAAAGGUUAUUCUAAUGAUAAGAUAAGUGUAGAAGAUUACGUUCAGUUAGCAAGCGGACAUGAUGUGUCGAACGAAUUUAAUAAACCAUGGGAAAAAAGUUUCACCAAUGGAGUAGUUAUUCCAAAUGAUAAACAAACUAAAGUUUUUAGAAGUUAUUUGAAUAAUGUUAAAAGAAAACCACCAAACAGUGAAGGAAUUAUGUAUCCUUACAAUGACGAAGAUGAGUAUAGUUUUGACGAAAACUAUGAAUUUGAUGAUUUCGAUUAUCUUUCUAAUCAAGAAGAGAAUGAAGAUUGUUUUAAAUGA
This is a messenger RNA of Lottia gigantea (owl limpet), 1104 nucleotides long. RefSeq lists its product as hypothetical. The transcript has a single exon. Gene Ontology annotation, molecular function: DNA binding; DNA-directed DNA polymerase activity; nucleotide binding. The record is from RefSeq and is a predicted model, not a curated record. Bases 1 to 1104 code for a protein of 367 amino acids. Gene Ontology annotation, biological process: DNA replication. NCBI's taxonomy places the organism in Eukaryota, Metazoa, Mollusca, Gastropoda, Lottiidae.